Molecule: messenger RNA, 1315 nt
Organism: Chara braunii
Lineage: Eukaryota; Viridiplantae; Streptophyta; Charophyceae; Charales; Characeae
Source: the annotation of a GenBank genome assembly
GGGAUGACGGCGAAUUACCGUUGUCCCUGGUGGAACGACACUCGGAAAAAGGAUGGUUAUAGGGAUUUUUAGUAUUGUGUAUUAUUUGUUUGGAUUGAAAGUAGUCAGUGGUUAUUAAUGUCUGGGAAAAGAAAGAAGGCAAGGUUUGGAGUGAAUUGUUGGAAUCUAUUUGACACUUGGACAUGUGGGUUUGUCGUGUUGAUUCUCUUAAGAUGACGGGAGGAAAUGCUGAUCCCGCAAAUAGUAAUGCAGGGGAUCGUCGCAACGAUAUUCUGGAACUCGCACGAGCCAUUCGUGAGGCCGAUAAUCAGAAGGCGCAACUGCCAAAGAUUCAAGUUCCCCUCUUCGAUGGCACUAAUGCCUCAGCAUGGGCGGACAAGUUUGAACAAUUGGGCAGUUGCUGCGAAUGGUCGAGUGAGAAGAUGCUUCAAAUGGUGAAGCGAUAUUGUAUGGUCGAGUACAAAGAGGAGGUGUCGGAGUUGGUGCAAGCUUCGCGCGACUGGACGGACUUCAAGGCCAAAUUAUUGGACAAGUACCAAUUGGGGGAUCAACUGCUCGAUCUGGCGGACUUACGGAAAGUCAGCCGUCGGAAAUUUGGUACGGCCAAGCAGUUUCUCACGGAGUUCGAACGAGUUGCGCGCUUAGUGCCUGAUCUUCCUGAUAAGGAUCGGUGCCUCAUCUUCCUCAAAAACUUUUCAGAAGUUGAGCAGCGAGAACUGAUAAAGGAUAUGACUGGACGAUACGACUGGCCAAAGAUCAAGGAGAAUUUGUUGGCUGGAAGUUUCGACCAGAUGCUUUACCGUCUCCUGAAGCAGCAAAAGGAGGACCGCGAGAAGGAAGGGGUAAGCGCGGACAAGGAUCAAGCCGUUUACAAAACCUUGACUGAUAUGCGGAACAUGAUGGCUGACAUGAAGGAGGAAAGGUUGAAGUUGCAAGUAAUGAUGGUCCAAACAAAGGGUGGAAAAAGGAAGGGAAAAGCUCCCGUCGUGGAGGAGGUGAGUAGUAGCAGCAGCGAAGAGGAAGAUGAGGAGGAAGUGGAGCCCGCUCGAAAAAUGACCAAGGCAGAACGAAAGGCUCUGAAUCAAAUACGAGGAGGGCAAGGCACUAGCAAAAGGCAACGAAACAAUAAUGGAGGAGGUGGACAAGGAAGCAACCAGGAACAGGCGACGCAGACCCCUCCUCAGCAACCCCAACCUCAGGCAGGAGGCCGGGGCCGAGGUCGAGGUAGAGGCUAAGGCAAUCGAGGAGACCGAGGAAAUGGGGGCGGCCGAGGCAAUUGGCAGAAUUGGUUUUGCAAGUACUGUGGCCAAGAUGG